CUGUGUGUGUGUGUGUGUGUGUGUGUGUGUGUGAGAGAGAGAGAGAGAGAGAGAGAGAGAGAGAGAGAGAGUUGGGAGAGCAAGUUUAAAGAUGCCGGGACUUGCGUGGAAACGCAGGAGUAGGAAACGGCGGCCACUUGGUCAGACACCUUUAGCCGUUCCUCAGAUCGCGAAUUGGCAGCCAACUCCCAACAUUCCCUGGAGAGUGGGAAUCACAGCCUCUACGUCGGUGUCUCCUACCUCAGGAGAAGUUACAGUGCAGACAACGUACCAGCCGGAUGGUGGUGUGUCAGUGACGACCCGCAUCAGCGCCGGCGGAGCCUCCAGUGAGAAAUUUACCGUAAGUACAACCUUUGUUCCCGUGUUGACUGCAGGGAGCAAUCAAUCUGCCCCCUCGAAAGCAUUGGCCACCUGCCCAAAUGCAAAUGGAGCAAUUGUGCCGGUGCAUGAUGCCGCAUGUGGUGGUAGUGGCAGAAAGAGCCGCACGAAUGCCGAUGAGCGCAUGGCUGCUGCGGCUAUGUUGUCGCCUCCGAGAGGUCUCACAGGAGGUGAUUGCCCACCACAUUCUCCACCACCACCAUCAUCGUCUUCUCGGACGAGCGUCCGGCAAAGGGCACUGCAACCAGCUGCCGUCUCCUCUGACGUUGUGAGUCAGAGUGCCCAAGUAGCGGCGCCUUCCGUAACUACGAAGACGACCUCCACGCCGUCGAUGAGGUACGAUGCCAGAUCGGAUGAGUGGGAGGAGCACGAGGAGGACAAUGCACGGGAUUGUGGGGGCAAACUUCUGGUCGAUGAUGCGCAUGGCGGGGAGGAUGAUGAGGGAGGUGGUUCUGGCACUGUGGAGCAUGAGAGUGAUCUUCUUGCGGUAGUAGGUAGCCGUAGAGAAGGUGGAAGAGGGGGAGGAAGAGAAGGAGGAUGUGAUGCUGGCGAGUGCAGCCCGAUGCCAUGGGAAGGUGGCCGGCAAAGACGGUGGAGGAGUGUAAGUGGGAAUGGAUGCCUGCGGCGCAGCAUGAAGCGUGCGUUUUCUGAUGACGAGGAAGGGGCGCAGGAGGAGAGGGAGCAGGAGAAGGUGGUUGUGAGAGAUAGUUCGGCAGCAGCGGAUGGCGGCAAAUCAAGUGCAAGCUCAUCGAGGAUCGGUGAGCUAGUUUCAAGAGGCGAUUUCAGUGCUAGUCAUGCUUUGCGCCGCGAUCUGGAGCGGCUCUCUGCUUCAUUCGCUGCGCUGCGGCCGUUCGCAGCAUCAUCGCACCGGGCUCGUAGAUGCGGUUUGUCAGCCUCAGGAUCUUUAGUCUCGGAGGGGGCAUUCUCUGCAACCAUGGGUGGUGGGGCAUCGGUACAAGGGCCGAGGAGGGGCGGAGCUGUCCCGGCGGGAGAAGAGAGAAGGUUCUCGUCGUCCUUAGGAGGGUGGUCACAGGGAUGGAACGCCGCAUCUGCGAGUUGCACAUCCGCUCUCUCCGACCUUAUCGACGCAUGUCCUGCUGGAUCUACAGAUCAACGACCAGCAUUCUGUCGGUUCCGAAGACGACAGCGAUCGAUUGGCCAGAAGCUGUCCGACGAAGACGCUGCUGACCCCAGGCAGGCGCAGAGCUUAGGGGUCGUUGACUGGAAGGCGAUGGCCCGUGAAGAUCUGCUCGGUUACAAUUAUCGCGAAAUGUCAACUGACAUAUCUGACACGAAUGGCAGCAAGGUGUCUAUCGAGGGUGAGAGCGGUUUUGAAGAUGGGAAUCGCGAUGGAAUAGGGGUGGUAGGCGCUUUGCCUGGUGGAGGGAGAGAAGCGAUUGAGCAGGCUUCCCUCCACUCUGAUAGUUCAACGAUGGAAGAAGACGCGGGGAGUAUUCUGGAUGAAGAAAUGGAACGGGGUGUCGUUAUGAGAAAGGAGUGGAUGCCUUCGCUUGUUCACGGCAAUGUGAAGCUGCACACGGAGACGUUGAUCCCGGCGAAGGAGGCAACGGUCGAGAAGAGGAUGGCUGGAGAUGCACAAGAUGGAGUUGUGCAUUGCUUGAUUCCUGAUGACGUCAACCCUUUUGGAGACUGUGGCACUCAGAGUUCACAAACAAGUUCAGGAGAUGGCCUCAUCGAACACCUGAAGCCACAGAGAGGAGUCGAACAGGUGGAGAAGGCCUAUACCCCGCUGCCAUUGCUCGGUGCAAGCCAACAGGCAAUGGCUUGCAUGCAAAAUGGACAGAUGAGGAGCCCUCUUGGAAACCGCAAGAGAGGAAGACCAGAGGACAUGGAUCUCUUGAAACAGCUUGAGGCGGCGGAUGAGGCAAGGAGGAGAGAGACAAUAAUGGUAGUGAAGAGGGAGUUCUUGGGCGAUUGUCGAUCUUCGGUUCCAGAUUUUCUGUCGGAGCAGGACUCAUCUGACUCUUAUGAGCGAUUCAGAAGAGAUCUUCAAAGGUCAGCAGAAGAAGAGGAGAGGAGGCUUCGACAGCAACAGGAGCGGGCGCUUACGGCGCCCGCCUUGGAGGUAAUGACUCAAGGGCACAGCGGUGGCAGUGCGGCGGGAACUAGUGUUGUGCGGAGGGUGGAGGACCAGAGGGAAUCAUGGCCAUUGAACACAGAGUUAAGAGCAUACUCGGACAAUCCGUAUAACUUCAGUCAAAUGAGGUUGGUGGGUAGAGACAACGGAGACCAAGGAUGGCGGGCGGCAGAGGAGCUGAACAAAGGGCACGAAGAGAGGGUGGUUGCAAGUCGGGCUGGAUGGGUGGAUAUGGUCGAUGAGAUUCAGCAACGAGGACAGUCGUCAGAAUGGCUGCAGAGGGAAGAUGAGUCGUGUUCGUCUCUAAGGGACAUUGCUGGGAUUCCGAAAGAUCUGUCAGGAUCUAUAGGACUCACAUCUAGUGGGACUUCUUUGGUAGGUGAGCCAAGCGCAACAGGGAUACUGCUGAGCUCAUUCGAGACAGAGGCAGAGGAGUUGGACGAGGUUGUGUUGGAGGAUGCAGGUGUGGCCUGCGUAUUCUCGCCUCUUCUUGAGAAGAAGCGUAAGGUUAAGUGUGAGAUGAGGGGUGAAGGCUUUGGACGUGAAGGCAGGAAUCGUUACCAACCGGUAGAUGGAAGUCAUUCAGGCAGCAGUGGCAGAAGUUCAUUCCCGCACAGACGAUGUGCGGUGAGCGGACAGCCAACGAAUGUGGGUGCUGAUGUAUCCGUCGACCCUCAGAGCUUGCUGUUUGAUUUGGCACAAGCGUCAGAACAAAUGCAGGAGGCGCCAGGGAACCCUGCCCUCGAAAAUGGCCCUGCCUUCGAGAGUGGGGUCGUCAGUGAUGGAAAUACUAUCCAUGUAGAGGAGGGUUUGACUGAGCACUACUUUCGGAGCUUCGAGAAGCCUGCUUACUUUGCGCAACUGCAAGCGAACAACAAGGAGAUUGGUGCUUCGAAACAACCGGACGAGGAGAAGUUGAAGGAGGAGAAGUUUGGGGAGGAGAAGUUUGAGGAGGAGAGGGAAAAGGAAGUUGUUGUGGAGGGGAGCGGUGAUAAUGAGCACUUUGAAAAGGGGUACGGAAACAGAGAAGCGGAAGUGCCUGUUCAAUUUCAAGCAGGUGAGAAUGAAAUUGGAGUGUUUGAAAAGGGGUACGGAAACAGAGAAGCGGAAGCGGAUGGAGUGGUGUCCCACUGGCAUGGAGAAGAAGAGAGUGUGCUGACUACUUCGUCUGGGGAUGAAAGCUGCUCGGGGAGGCAUGGGGCGGUAGAAGCGACAGCAGAGUGUCUGCAUGUACUUAAGCCUGACGUACCUGUUGCAAACUCUGAGCUGCAGAUGGCAGUGGAAGCAGAUGGUCGGCAGGAUGAGGAGAGGAGGGAGAAGAUUGAGGAGGAGGACAAGGAAGAGAGAAGCGAGGGGAAGUUGGUUAAGGAGGGAAAAGUGAUGGCCGUGGAGUGCAGGGAAGUGUGUGCGAUAGGAAGGUCGUUUGCCGUCGCUGAGGGGUCCAUGGAGACAGGAGCACAGGUCAUGACGGGUGUCGGCGAUGUGGCUGAGAAGAGAACGCUGAUGAAAGUCGAUUGCGCUAUCGAUAGGCCUAGUGAUCUGCAAGAUUGUGCACCAGCAACUGAUGCUGAGCAGGAACGCGGUCUUCCCUCUAGCGCUGUGGAUUCGAUGCCCACGGGGUGUGAGAUUGAGUCUGGAAAACGAGAGCUUGAGAAGGAUCAACACGGGGAAGGAUUUGCGGCUAAGGGAUCGUCAGAGGAGCAAGUCCAUGUGGAGCGUGCUGUGAAUGAUGCAGAUACAUUCAUGUGGAUGGAGGAGCAAAGGGAGCAGCAGAUGGAGAAUUCACAGCAUGACGUGAAAACAGUCUUUCCAGUCGAGAGGCAAGAGGCGGACGAGUAUGAAGAGGAGAGGGAGGAGCAAGUGUGCACUAAGUGUGUGCUGCCUGAUGAGGAAAGAAUGCAAACGAUGGGCAAGCACGUGGUGAAGGAAUUUGAGGAAGAAGAGGAGGAUGAAGUGGAAACAGAUGGCUGUGAAAUGGAGGCCGACGGCAAGACUAGCAAGGACGCUGCUGUUGAUGGUAAUAAUUGGGAGGAGGAGGAGCAGGAGGAGGAGCAGGAGGAGGAGCAGGAGGAGGAGGAGGAGGAUGGCAAUCAUAUGAUGCCAUACUUCGGUUCGAGUGUAAUCACAGUCGACUCCAUGUUCUCAGAGAAGGAGCAGGUUGCUGUUUGGGAACUCGCCGAUGAAGCUGGAUUGGAGGAUCCCUGCAGAGACUAUGCACAUGUGAGCACAGCAGACGCAAGUGUAGCAUGUCCAGUGAGUGAUGGUGAUAGAGUGGAGGUGAGUCGCAAUGUGAUUCAGUCCAAUUCCGAGGCUCUUGUGCGGUCAUCACAAGACAAUACCUCUGCCAUGGUGGCGAGGCCCAUGGAAGCUGGUGCGGACGACUCGGGUAGAGACAAUGCUCAUCCACCCGUAGCAGCUGCAAGUUGCGUGUGGUCGAACGAUGUGGAGACCAGAAUGGACGUGGGCCAGGUUGCGACGCCAUUUGCUUCUGAUGAUGCUCUUCCACUGGGAGCUCUGGUGGAGAAUGUGAGGAUAAGGUACGAGGCUAUGAAGAUUGUUGAAGGGUCUGGAAGCUCUAGUGGUCUGGUGCAGGGAAUUAUUCCGCUGGUGGAUGAACAGACACCAAUCAAGGAAAUUAUUCCACUGGUGGAUGAGCAGACACCAAUCAAGGAAAUUAUUCCGCUGGCGGAUGAGCAGACAACAAUCAAGAGAAUGGAUUAUGGUGCAGCUGUAGAGUUUGGUUCUCCGGUUUCUCCUUGCCUUGUGAUUCCAAGCGAUCUGAUGGAGGGCGAGUUAGGAUGUGGUGGUGUUCCGUCGCCUCAAGAGCAGGAGGCGGAUGUGUCUUUUAGCAGUGAAGGAGAGCUGGUUGAAGAAAUUAUUCCGCAGGUCGAUGAGCAGUCACCUAUCAGGGGAUUGCGCUAUGAUGCUUCAGCUCUAGAGUUUGGUUUUUCUCCUGCUUCGGGUACGCGUACGGAAGGUGGGAAUGCAGAAGCAGUGCGGUUCUGCUCUUCUCGCCUGGCGAUUUCAAAUGACCCGAUGGAGGAUGAGGCAGGAGAUGGUAGUACUCACACGGAAGAAGCACAUGUAGAAGCAGGAGGUGCUGGUGUUGUUUUGCUGCACCGACAGCAAGAUACAACUGUCUUGUCUGGCAUUGGCGGAGAACUGGCGUCUUCAGCAACAGCAGAGGUCUGCUCCUCCUUGCAGCUGGUUUCGGAUGAGCGGCGGGCGAACUCUGCAGCUCCACAUUCACUGGUGUCUUUGGGACAUGAACAAGCAUCGCCCUCCUCUCCGGUAUUGAAUGUGUUGUCCGGGCUCGCUACAUGCGAAGAGACUGCUGGCAAGGAAGGAAAACAUGUAAGGUCGACUGAAUCUUCGACCUCCGUUGAGCUGCUGCAGGGUGAACUAGUUAUUCCAAUGGCUCAUGAUGAGGCGGUGGAGGUGGUGGUUGACAGCGGAGAAGGAAACAGCUUGAGAAAUCGUGGACGUGCGCCCGUCUUCGAUGCGGAUGUUGAUGUGAAUAUUUUCAUCGAUGAUAGUGAAGAUGAUGAGAUGGAAGGGCCACAGCAUGGCAAUUCCGAGUUCCAGUCAGAAUUGUCAUUGUUCGGUGUCUCAGUUUUUUCUGAGAAAAAGGAUGUCACGGACUCUGUAGACGAGCAUGAUCUGAAGCAGAUGAUUCGAGAUUCUAUGAUCGCGUUCGAGGAGCUGGAGGAAGAAGAAGAAGAGGAGGACGAAGAAGGGGGAACAGAAGAAGAGGGAACAGAAGAAGAGCAGCACGAGGAGGAAGACGAGGAAGAGACGGAAAGAGAAGAGAGAGAGGAGGAAAAUGAGGAAGAAGGAAUGGAGGAAAAGGAGGGGUGGACUCAGGAGGAACUGAGGACCGUAGAGGAUGAGCGUGUUUUGACCCGCUUGGAACUAAGUUUCAGCAGUCAGGUGGCUCAGAAUGAAGAUGGGGAGGAGACAGAUGACGAGUCGACUGGCGGUGAAGAAUGGGGAAGCCGGGAGACACAGGAUAUGGCGUGCAACUCGGACUCCUGCCGCGACUUUCAGGACUCAAGGCCUGACAAAGGUGAAUUGCCCAACCUGAUGUUCUGUGGUUCUGAACAUGGAGUUGAGGGGGGUGUUGAUGUGGCUGGGAAAGAGAAGAGAAUUGUCCCCGAAGAUAUGCAGGCUAGCCGAGAGACAUCAGAGAUGAUCACGGAGAAGAAGCUUGGAGCUAUGGCCAGGGCUUCUUCAGGUGCCGCCUCUGUUGAUCAGGCUGCACAGUCAGAGAUAAUGGACAACAUAGCAGACCUAGAGAUGAGAGGUACGGAUGGCAACACCAAGAUGAGGAUGUCUAGUGAGGGGCAUACCUAUUUGUCGAGCGAUCAUAUGGACUUGAAGUCUAGUCUCAAGGGAAGGACGAUUCGUCCAUCCACGCCUGUCAGGGAUGGCGCUGUAGAGUAUUCUCAUGGAACGAGUGCAUGGGUUAAUGCAGAUGGGAGGGAAGAGGGUGAAGGUUGUGGUUGUUCCUUUCGUCAGAACGGCGAAGCAACUGUGGAAAAAGAGGCCAUCUUGUUUCCACAAGAGGAGGAGGACAAGCGAUACCAGAUGAGGGUCCCUACCGAGGGAGGGUCAUCUCUGUCGGAUGGGAGGGGAGAGGUGGAACGUUGUGGUUGUUCCUUUCGUCAGAAUGGGCAAGCAACUGUGGAAAAGGAGGCCAUCUUGUUCCCGGAAGAGGACAAGGGAGACCAGAUGAGGGUCCCGACUGAGGGAGGGUCGUCUCUGUCUUGUUGCUAUGGCAGAUUAGAGUCUACUGGGGGAGAGGGUGGAGGUUGUGGCUGUUCCUUUCGUCAAAGUAUUCAAGAACUUCUGGAAAAAGAGGCUAUUGUGUUUCCACAAGGGGGUAUUUUGUUCCCACAAGUAGACGAGGAGAAGAAAGCGAAGAUGAGGGUUGCUAUUGAGGGAGAAUCCUCUCUGUUGUGUCACUGUGGCAGAUUAGACCCUCCUUUCGAAGAGAGGAUGGUUCCUCCCUCCACCCCCGUUGGAGAUGGCACUUCUAGUGUUUCAGAUGAGUUCAAUACGCCUGUUAGGAUUGUCUAUGGUGGUGAUACGGAGGGAGGGGGAGGGGAUGAAAGUUGUGGUUGUUCCUUUCAUCCCUAUGGUGAGGACAUGGUGUAUGAAAAAGAGAGUGUCUCAUCUGUGCAUGGGGAAGCAGGCACCACCUGCACAUGUAGGGAAGAAGAUAGCCAAAGAUCGCGAAGGGACUGGGAGCAGUAUGAAGGUGACAUGGACUGGGUCUGUGGCUCCUCCAUCAAGGCGCAGCUGCUGGAGUUGGAGACGGAGAAAGCAGAAGUUGUCAGCAGAACUUGGAGGCGAAGAGAGGCCGUGACUGCGUUCCUCCAUGGUCCAGAGGUCGCGAUGAGAACGCCGCCAUGUUCGGGGGACUGUAAUGGCCAUGAGGAAGGAUAUCGGAGCAGAAGAGACCUCUUUUCAAUGCCAGUUCUGUCGGAUCAGAAGAUGCGGGGCCAGAAAGAGUCGUGCAGUUGUGUGGCUGUCGAGCGUGAUGGUGACGAUGACGGUGGAGAGGAAGGGAUGGAGUAUACAAGUGCUCUUUCGACCAUUCAUGAUCAUCGUCAGGGUGAUGGCUGUGAUGAUAAGACUAGGGAGUGGGAGCAGGAGGAGCAGGAGGAGCAGGAGGCAGUCCAACUGCAGGAAUCGCCUUGCCAUUGUGGAGGAGAAGAUGCGAGGUCCUUAGUGGAUGAUGAGGACGAUGAGGAGGAUGACGAUGACGAUGUGGUUCGAGAUGUUGUUGUGUACAGGCAGGCAAUUGUGUCAGUUGAAGUCAAGGAUAUCUCGGAGAAAGAGGACAGCGGAGUUUGUGGCGAAGCAUCCUUUGUCGGCGCUUCAGAGGAAGCAGACGGGGAUUACCUUGUCAAUCCGUAUUCUUCUGAGGUUUGUGCUCAUCCUCAUUCGCAGGAUGUGGGCACGUCUCAUAGUGAUCUGUAUUCACUCUGCCAUAGUGAUUUGUACGAGCUGUUUGAGGGCCAAGUCCAUUCAGCAGAGAGUGGAGUUCCUCUUGAACGGGAGGCACGCUCCACAGCCCUAAGCCUUAGCUGCGAAUGCAAAGUUUUAGUGUCCGAAGUAUCGACAGGCACUGAAGAUGCAAGGCACAAGGAGCGGGAACUGCACCUGGGACAUGCUGUCCCUGCCCCGGAGGCAUCCAUCAGGUACUUGGUAGAUGCUGGUACGUCGGAGGAUAGUGGCGACGAUGUACGGGAUGAGGCUGACAGGACAGAGGUCAUGGAAAUGGAUCCCGAGCCCAUGCUUCGACAUCCCGAGUCCAUUGAGGUUCUAGGUCAUUUGCAACAGGUUGCCCGGUCAUGGGCUGACGAUGGAUUUGCGUCGAUAAGUAACCAUGGCUUUAGGCAGAUUGGAGGAGUCUAUGUGAUGGAUCGCGAUGGCUGUGAGGAAUGCCUGUCUGGAUCUGGAAUGUCGGACCAAGGCGAGGUGUUCUCAGAAACCUGGUCUGAGAAGUGGGAACAGCGAUGGGGUCUUCGUGACUCUGACGGUGUGGAGAGGUAUUUGCGUAAUUCAAGGGUUCAGUGCCCAUCCAUGUUGCAUGUCACCACCAAUGGAAGCUAUAGCUCAAGUGCGCAUGCCGACAGCGAUGAUUACUCUGACAACGUCCACUCCGUUCGGGGAGGGAGUCCUCUUGCAAAGGUCCAGGACUUGGCGAGGAAGCCGCUAGAACAACAGCAGCAGAUUGCCAUCGCCUCUCUGUACUCGCCUUCCGCGUCAUCCACGACAUCUAGUAAUGGCGGCGCACGCGGAUGCCAGGCUUGUGUGGAAGUCAACCGAUGUGACGAAUGCAGGUGGGACGACUCCGUCGCUGCAGCACACGGUGGUGCUGUCGAUGGUGAAGGCAAGUUCUCGUUCUGGAGACACAAGGGCAAGGCUGGUGUCGGUGUCGACCUACUAUCGCGACCUGCGGGAUUCGCCGAUUCUGGUGACCUCUGUGCGAGACGAGGAAGACUACAGGCAGAAGGCGAAUGCAGGGCGGUGGGUGUGGGGGGAGUCGUUGGGAGGAGUGGAGGGAGACAGGAAUCAAAUAUUCUGUCUGUACUUGGUCACAGCGGGGAGGUCGAACGGCCUGGCGACCAUAGGCGGCAGCAGCAGCAGCAGCAUGCAAUUGGUGCUGUAAGCAUGAACGGGAAGGAGAACAAUGUCCUUCGGGAUGGAAAUUCGCUCGUGGAAGAACGUAGUGUGCAUCUGGCUGGGCAAGAAAUGCGAAAGGCGACAUUCUGGCCAAACCCAACGAAUAAACCAUUUGGAGCUAUCUCCUGCCCCAUCACGGCUGCUGCUAUGGCAGUCCAAUCUACUUCGCCGGAACAGCCGCAGGGCUCUAAGAGCAGUGCCGCCGGGCACGGGUCAUGCGGUGAAGAAUCUGAUCCAAGAGUCCAUCCUGCUGAGGAGGACAAACAUCCUGUGGUGCAGAAGGCUGCUGUGUGCGCCGCUCAUGGUCAGGUGCAGAAGGCUGCUGUGUGCGCCGCUGCAACCGUUGAGCGUCAGCAGCUGAUGAGCUGUGAUGUCGACGGAUUAGCUGUUACGCCGUACUAUAUCUAUGCGUUAGGUUGUUUUGUCUUCGUCUUCUCUCCUCCGGUUAUCGUGCUGAUGGUGGAUGACAUGGCCCUGUGCAGGCAACUGCAUGCCAUGCGUGGUGCUGUGCCCUGUGCAGUGUAGCAUAUCGGAUGUGGAUGGACCGUGCACAUCACUUCUUUCCCUCCCGGAGGGGUGGUUAGUACGCCGUACUGCUUGUUUCCCUCCUUCCUGAGGUAUGAUUACUGCUUGCUUCCCUCCUCCCUGAGGGGUGGGUGGUGCUUGCUUCCAUAUCCUGUAUUGGAAUAAGGGUUAGACGCUCCUGCUUGUCAGAGACUCUGAGGUGGAUUACACUCUUCUGCAUGUCAGAGAUGUGGUGACCGACGGUCUACGGUCUUAGCUCAGUCGGUACACUAAUGAACUGUUGUUGAGAGACAGACCGGAGAUCGAAUCCAAAUGGAACCCAAUGAACAAAAUUCUUGAAU
This is a messenger RNA of Chara braunii, 10536 nucleotides long. The record is from the annotation of a GenBank genome assembly. NCBI's taxonomy places the organism in Eukaryota, Viridiplantae, Streptophyta, Charophyceae, Charales, Characeae.